Molecule: messenger RNA, 2793 nt
Organism: Orussus abietinus
Lineage: Eukaryota; Metazoa; Arthropoda; Insecta; Hymenoptera; Orussidae
Gene: Lnpk
Product: endoplasmic reticulum junction formation protein lunapark-A
Exons: 10
Coding region: 550-1839 (429 amino acids)
Biological process (GO): endoplasmic reticulum tubular network organization
Cellular component (GO): endoplasmic reticulum tubular network
Source: RefSeq, a predicted model, not a curated record
UGGGCGGUAGUUUCAAAUGCGCCGGACAUUGCAACGGCAGUCACGGAGACAGAACUUGACCGCGAAUCCCGGGAUAUUAAAGAGAACAGGUGACAGUACACCAGAAGCCUCAAAGCUGCACCGUUAUCCUCCACUACUUCGAUCUCACGAAUCCCUGGGAAAGCGAAUCGACGAUAGAGGAGAAACCGUUGCAAAACUCGCCACUCGGAACGAGUAUUCUGAUAACCAGUGAUAUUUUUUCGCGGCCGCUGUACAGUGAUUUUUCCCCGCGCAACGGUAGCGUAGCAUCGCGUCGCGCCGACUUUCUAUUAAUAUCGGGUCGAAUCGGGCGGGAUUUAAAAAUAAAGAGCUCUUGCCUGUUGAGAGAGGCGACCACCGUAUCCGACCGAGCGAGUGGAAGAGAGAAGGAAAAGCGCAGGGAAGGUCUAUUUUAAAAUUGCUUGAGGCCGUCGUCACCACGUCUGACGCAUCGACUGGCGAUUAAUCGUUCCUCCUGCACCUUUUUUCGGGGGUAACAGCUAUUAAACAUUUCGCCAAAAGACCGGCGAGAUGGGCAUAUUAAUUUCCAGGUUUCGGAAAAAGAAAACGACGAUUGAAGUUUUGGAGGAUCUUGAUGUUAAAAUUAAAGAAAUUGAAGAAUAUGGACAACAUACAGAGCACAGGCAUAAAAAGAUCGUCGGCACUUUAAUUAUCUACAGCGUAGCACUGUACAUUAUAGCAGCGUUCAUUUUUUAUUUCUACUUCUUUCCUGCGUCUCUCUACGACCAGCUAAUCUACAUUACUCCGCUCCUGAUCUUUCCUAUCAUAAUAUUAUUAACAAAGAAAAUGGUCUCUUGGUACUAUAAACGAAAAAUUUCACGAAAUUAUGACAAGCUAACAACCAUGCAGAAAGAGAAAAAGAAGAUUUUGGAUGAAGUUACUGAAACGGAAACUUAUAAGAAAGCUAAGGAAAUUUUGUUGAAAUUUGCACCUGAUCAGCUGAGAAUGACAUCCUUAUCACCACAGCAAGCACCUAAAAUAGUAACUGCAAUGGAAACACCACGUCGACCCAGUGCACCUCAAGCUGCCGUGCCAUCGCUGCCGACAGCUGAUGGAUUAAGACGCAGAGCACUUACAGUUUCAUCUGUACUGCCACAAUCGCCAAUCGGUAUGACAUCUAAUGUCGGAUUGGCACCAUCAGGUGUAUCUCCUUUCCCCACACCCUUAAGCAGCCCAUAUCAGGCAGGCGUUAGAUCUCUUAACAGUUCGGCCAUGGAACCUCGAACACCAUUACCCCGUCCCAUCUUUCCACAGCAGAGGACCUAUUUGGAUCGUUUGGUGGAAUAUCUAGUGGGUGAUGGACCAUCUAAUCGAUAUGCUCUAAUCUGUAGACAAUGUGGAUCGCAUAAUGGAAUGGCUCUAAAAGAGGAAUUUGAGUAUUUUGGAUAUAGGUGUUCGUAUUGUAACUUUUGGAAUCCGGCUAGAAAACAAAAACCGUCUGCUCCAAAGUUGGAAAGUGAUUCCAGCAAUGUUUUCUCCCCAAGUACGCUUUCAAGUAGUCAGCAGCCAAUAUUGAGUACCCCAAGUACUAUUCACUUAUCGGAGAGACAAUCGGAGCAAGAUAUAUCUUCUGGUCCUUCAGAUACAGAAUCUGACGCUGAAGUUGCCGAAAAGUCUGUUGAAAGGAUUGAACACACAAAAGAGCCGACGAACGAUGAAGUUCGCAGUUCACUAAAUCCGUUCGAGUCUGGUUCAGAGGAAGAAGCAAUAGAGGAGGUGCCCGAAAGAGCCGAUGCUCACAACAAGAAAGAAUUUGCUAUCGAGAGAAUGGAAGUGGACGAAUCUCCGAAAGUAAAUUGAAAACUUUUGGGAUUUCUUCGAAAUCAUUGGAGGAUCAUAUUUUGUCGUCUGUUACAUAGCUCUUACCAGUACGUGUUCACGCAAAAAAUCACAACCAUUCCGAAACCUUUCCGGUCCCCAAUUAAUGCUUUAACAGCAUGUUAUUAUUUAUUUUAUCACUACUGUACACACUCUGUUGCAUUAAUACGAAAUGUUUUAUCUGCGUAUGUUAUUCUCUGCAGUCCGUAUUCUCUUCAUUUUAAAAUGCUGUAUAAUGUAAAAAGUAUUUCUGAAAAAGAGUAAUUCGCUGCGUAUUGACGCGUUAAGGUCAGGAUGCUGUUAAUUCAUUCACUUCUAUUAGGUGAAAAUGGAAUUUUCUGUGAUAACUAUGCUCUUCACUGAGAAAUAGUUUAAAUAAAAAUUUAAUUGACACAUCUUUUUAUACAGUGAGCACAAAAAUGUUAAGCGGCCUAUGUCUCAAACAGCAAAGACUGCAAUUAAAACCUCUUCGUUUAAUAUAAUAUUGAAUCGAUGCUCCGAACAAUUUCUAUAAUACAUCAAUGAAUCAGAAAAAUGUUAUAUUUGAACCAUGAAACUUGAAAACAUUUUUGAUUAACAAGGCAGUAUUUCUAAACUUAAUCCUUAUAGCGUUAUUGGACUAGGAUCAAACUUCAAUAGUGCGUAUAAAGAGAAAACACAAUGGUGAUUACUUACAUUAUUUAUGUUUAUCUUAGCAUUGCGAUAUUCGUGGAAGCGGUCCCACUGAUUUUACCCGUGAUUAAACGAUAAGAGAUUUCAUCUACCAUCAAAGUGUAACAUAAUGCGCAGUGUAUUAAGCUCCCACUUUGUGAAGCACGCCUUGACAUUAUGCGUAACAUUAUUAAAUAUGAUAGAAGAUUUAAACACGUAAUGUAAGUAGGAGAGUGCGUUUGUUAUUUGGAGAAUUGUGACAGGAAAAUAUACUUUUGUAACGAA